GAUUUUCUAAAUCGCACCAACUAUCUGGCUCACUUCCAGCCGAGAAAUGGGGCCGCUUCAGCAAUCGAGGCAUUAACGGCUGUCCAGACGGCCCUCGAUGUGGCCCUACUUCAUUGUUCUCGACUCAAUCUGGCUGCCCUUUCGACUGCUGAUCUAACCACCGAGGCCUCGAAGGUCGUCCUCUGUGGAGAAGCCUGCCCCGUCGAUACUCCACCCCUUGAGGAUGGACUUUGUUCAGCUGUCGCGACUACCCCGACGACUUCAGAACUGAGCGACUCUACCAAAAGCCAACUGCAGCUCAGUCAGACCAUUGUCUCAGAAGAGCUCGAGUGGCGCUUCUCCCGACUUCGUGCCAGCCUUGGCUUGCCGCCGGUCUGUGUCUCUGGUCCUAUGGCUCGAGUAUUAGUUGCUGACCUGAUUGAGCGUCUCCUGCCUGAGCUCCGGCGCACACGGGCCUCGUCACUACAGCUCGACGAGUGUGUUUCUGAAUUGACGCAAGACAAUGGUGACACAGGGGCGCAAGACGAAUGGGAUGCGAUCGGCAGACGAAUUGGAAGGGAAGAUAAUACUGGUGAUGACAACUUCGCAUCCCAUACAUACAGCAAGUUCCAGGAGAGCAGUGGGGGGUUCAGUUCAACACCGCCUGAUAAAAUGUCCCUUUCUGCUAGAUCUACUUUGCUUAAGCAAUCUAGUGUCGUUGAUAGCCGUCAACUAAAGAGUAGACACUACGACAGACAGGAAAGAGACGUCAUCGGGGCUAGGUCCACAGAGAAGGAGGAUAAUAAGUUGGAAGAUGAGAGAUCAGGAUUAGAACAUAAAGAAAAAACUGAUCAGGCAGAUGUUAUUUCUGGUGAGGUCGAAAUAGUGGAAGAUGAAGUUGACGACAUGGAGGGAAGAGAUGAUGAAAAUAAACUGCGCCAUACCGAGAAAGAAAGGUUUCGUUCGUUUAAUGAGUUGUCAAACGACAGUCAUUUUCAAGUUGAGUUAGCCGAAGCCUAG
Protopolystoma xenopodis is the source of this 999-nucleotide messenger RNA. The record is from the annotation of a GenBank genome assembly. Lineage: Eukaryota; Metazoa; Platyhelminthes; Monogenea; Polystomatidea; Polystomatidae.